AUGGAUGGCAGUGUUGAAAAUGUGAACUUUGGAUCGAAUUUUGAUCUAGGUGUUGAAGAAACUCUGGUUGGGGUGGGUGGAGAAAGAAACCCGGUUCAGAGUUCGAAUUCAAGUGGUUUGGGGAGUAAAGGGACGAGAAUAAAGGAGAAAUUGGAGAGGGAGCUUAGUCCGGUGGCCAUAGAAGUGGAAGAUAUCUCUUAUCAGCAUGCCAGGCUUGCUGGUGUUAAAGGAAGUGAUGGGGAGACACAUUUUAAUGUAAAAGUUGUGUCUAAGGAGUUUGAAGGGAAAAGUUUGGUUAAGAGGCACAGGCUUGUUUAUGGUUUGUUGCAAGAUGAGUUAUAG
Quercus robur (English oak) is the source of this 342-nucleotide messenger RNA. Its product is annotated as sufE-like protein 1, chloroplastic/mitochondrial. Lineage: Eukaryota; Viridiplantae; Streptophyta; Magnoliopsida; Fagales; Fagaceae. The record is from RefSeq and is a predicted model, not a curated record. The transcript is spliced from 2 exons. Bases 1 to 342 code for a protein of 113 amino acids.